Molecule: messenger RNA, 414 nt
Organism: Colletotrichum tamarilloi
Lineage: Eukaryota; Fungi; Ascomycota; Sordariomycetes; Glomerellales; Glomerellaceae
Exons: 5
Coding region: 1-414 (137 amino acids)
Source: RefSeq, a predicted model, not a curated record
AUGACACAAUUUCCCGGACUCGGGAGAGUAGUCUUGGUCAUCAUGGUAAGUGCUAUGGUAAUCGUCAAAACAAGGUUGAACAACAUGGCAAGUCAUUCAUUCCUUUCUGUUUCUGUGAUUUCAACUAAUUUCCAUUCAACCUCGACACACUUUGCGGCAAGAGUCAAACGCAUAAUGAAACGAUUUCACUUCAUCGCCAUAGGUCUAAGGCAUUCAUUUGGUAUCUGGACCUGUACCAACCAAGCUACAUGGCAGAUACUCUGCUCAGUGCUGACAGAAGUCUUUUCUCCUCCACUCUGCGAGCUGCUUCUGUCGUAUCACAUCAUCGGCGUUGUCAAGACCUUUGUUCUUGUCGCAGAAUCACGGGUGAAUAGCGCUAUACGCGCCAUCAGAGCCGAAGGCAGGUCACAGUGA